This is a messenger RNA of Camellia sinensis, 1527 nucleotides long. RefSeq lists its product as uncharacterized. The record is from RefSeq and is a predicted model, not a curated record. Gene Ontology annotation, biological process: plant-type cell wall organization. NCBI's taxonomy places the organism in Eukaryota, Viridiplantae, Streptophyta, Magnoliopsida, Ericales, Theaceae. Gene Ontology annotation, molecular function: structural constituent of cell wall.
UCUCACUCUAAUCAUCCAAGACACAAACCCAUAUAGAGAUCGAAAUGGGAAGCCUAGGGAGUUUGAGGCAAUGGCCUCAAUUUGUCUAUGCUUUGGUAUUUUGCUUAGCAGCAACUAGUGUUGUUGCUAAUACGCCUUAUGCUUCACCGCCUCCACCUCCUUAUAUUUACAAGUCUCCACCCCCACCCUCACCAUCUCCACCACCGCCUUACGUUUACAAAUCGCCACCUCCCCCAUCACCAUCGCCACCACCUCCUUACAUUUACAAAUCUCCACCUCCACCGUCUCCAUCCCCGCCACCACCCUACAUGUACAAAUCCCCACCUCCUCCAUCACCAUCACCGCCACCUCCGUACAUUUACAAAUCUCCACCUCCACCAUCUCCAUCACCCCCUCCACCAUAUUAUUACAAAUCUCCUCCGCCACCUUCUCCGUCUCCUCCUCCGCCUUAUUACUACAAGUCACCACCACCACCAUCGCCAUCACCUCCACCACCCUACUAUUAUAAGUCACCACCCCCACCAUCUCCAUCACCACCACCACCAUACUAUUACAAAUCGCCACCUCCACCAUCUCAUUCUCCACCACCUCCUUACUACUACAAAUCACCGCCACCCCCAGUGAAGUCACCACCUCCUCCAUACAUCUACAAAUCCCCACCUCCACCAGUAAAGUCACCACCACCACCCUACUAUUACAAAUCACCACCUCCCCCAGUGAAAUCACCACCUCCACCUCCAUACUACUACAAAUCACCACCACCUCCAGUGAAGUCACCACCCCCUCCAUACAUCUACAAAUCCCCACCACCUCCAAUGAAGUCACCACCUCCUCCAUACAUCUACAAAUCUCCACCUCCACCAUCUAAGUCUCCUCCACCACCCUACUAUUACAAAUCACCACCUCCUCCAAUGAAAUCACCACAUCCACAUCCAUACCACUACAAAUCACCACCACCUCCAAUGAAGUCACCACCUCCUCCAUACAUCUACAAAUCCCCACCUCCACCAUCUAAGUCUCCACCACCACCCUACUAUUAUAAAUCACCACCUCCCCCAGUGAAAUCACCACCUCCACCUCCAUACUACUACAAAUCACCACCUCCACCAGUUAAGUCACCACCACCUCCAUACUACUACAACUCACCAUCACCACCGCACCAUUAUUAAGUGAGCCGCUGCCACCUAUGCCUCAACCCAUACUAUUGCAUCAGCUUGAAUUUCUACAAGAAUAAGUAAUUCCAUUUUUUGAAGUUGUGUUUGAAGGCAUUUUCGGCAUUGUCUUUCAGUUUUUAAUUUAAACAAGUUUAUUUGUGAAUAAGAAGUCCCCACAGUGGAGAUACUUCUUUGUGUAAUUUUUUUGUUUUUGUUUUUGUUUUUGUUUUUGUUUUGUGCAAAGUUUUCUUUGCACUAUCAGUUUAUUGUAAUAAGCAAUGAAACGAUGUAUUUCAAAUGCCAAGAGUAGCCUUAUUGUGCUUGUAUAAGUUGUACCUUCUGUUACUAUGAGAAUCCCUCACUUGCUCAAUAA